AUGGCGGCAGGCAAUGUCCGGAUAAUACGCUACGUCUUGUUCACAUUGUUCGCUAUCGUACUAAUUUAUUUCAUAUCUUCAUCGUCAAUACCCAAACCUCCCCUGCCCAGUGGUAGCGAUCUGGCAAAAUGGAAGGGAAGGAAAGAAGCACAUCAAGGUGUAUUCAAAAAAGUGGAGGACGACCCUCUAGAGGACAGUAAAGAGCAGUUGAUCGUUGCCCCUUCCUCGAAUCGGACUCCGCCAGGGAACAGCACCACCAGUCCCGUGGGAGCGUCCGUACCAAAGGAGGGGAAGAUGAACGCUACGUUCGUUACGUUAGCACGAAAUUCAGACCUGUGGGACAUCGUGGAGUCAAUACGACAGAUCGAGGAUAGAUUCAACCGACGCUAUCAUUAUGAUUGGGUGUUUCUGAAUGACAAAGAAUUUAACGAAGAGUUCAAGAAGGUCACAACUACUUUGAUCUCUGGAACAACGAAGUAUGGCAUCAUACCCAAGGAGCAUUGGUCAUUCCCGGAUUGGAUAGAUCAAGACAAAGCGAAGAAAGUUCGAGAAGAUAUGGCCGAGAGGAAAAUCAUUUAUGGGGACUCCGUGAGCUACAGACAUAUGUGCCGCUUUGAAUCUGGCUUCUUUUUUCGCCACCCCUUAUUAGCAGACUAUGAGUGGUAUUGGAGGGUUGAGCCGAGUAUCAAGGUGUUUUGUGACGUCGGAUUUGAUCCUUUCCGAUAUAUGGCCGAGAACAAAAAAAUCUAUGGCUUCGUGAUAAGCCUCUACGAAUAUGUUGAAACUAUUCCGACGAUAUGGGAAAGCACACAAAAAUUCAUGAAGAAGUUUCCUGAGCAUAUCGCCCCCAACAACUCAAUGAAGUGGUUGAGCGACGACGAAGGAGAGAGUUACAACCAUUGUCAUUUUUGGUCCAACUUCGAAAUCAGCAACCUCAACUGGCUUCGUUCGCAAGCUUACCUUGACUUCUUUGAGACUCUCGACAAGGACGGUGGUUUUUUCUACGAGCGAUGGGGCGAUGCACCCGUUCACUCCAUUGCGGCAGGUCUCAUGCUGAAUCGUGAUCAAAUCCAAUUCUUCGACGAUAUCGGGUACUGGCAUGUUCCUUUCACACAUUGUCCGACAUCUGAGAGCAAGCGAUUAGACCUGAAAUGUACCAAAAGAUUUUUUGAUAUGAAUGACCUAGGUAAGCCUGAUGGUUGGCAAGAUCAGACCGACUAA
Messenger RNA from Bacidia gigantensis, 1221 nucleotides. RefSeq names its product alpha-1,2-mannosyltransferase ktr1 (gene KTR1). Gene Ontology annotation, molecular function: alpha-1,2-mannosyltransferase activity. Lineage: Eukaryota; Fungi; Ascomycota; Lecanoromycetes; Lecanorales; Ramalinaceae. The coding region runs from base 1 to 1221 and encodes 406 amino acids. The record is from RefSeq and is a predicted model, not a curated record. Gene Ontology annotation, cellular component: membrane; Golgi apparatus. Gene Ontology annotation, biological process: protein N-linked glycosylation; protein O-linked glycosylation; cell wall mannoprotein biosynthetic process. The transcript is spliced from 4 exons.